GCUGGGAGCAGCGGGCUGCAGGACCCCGCGGUCCUGCGGGCUGGAGGACCUGGUUCUCAGCUCGCUGGUUUGUCCCUAGCUUUGGUUCUUCCGGGGUAUCGACAGCCCCAGGACCUCAAAGCGCGCAUCCGGGCCCCAGCCUGCCCUGCACGACCCGGUGCGGAUGGGGACCAUGCCCUGUCAGACCCCACCCGGAGGCUGACCCCCGGGCUUUGCUCCCGGCCUGAGCCCGCCGGGCCCAUCUGACGUUGGCCAUGCACGGGAAGCUGCUGCCGCUGGCUGGCCUCUACUUGGUGCAGGGCUUGCCGUAUGGGCUGCAGUCCGGCCUGCUGCCCAUCCUGCUGCGGGCCCGCGGCCUCUCCCUGACGCGUGUGAGUCUAGCCAAAGGUCUGUACGCACCAUGGCUGUUCAAGCUGGCGUGGGCCCCACUGGUGGACCGGCGGGGCUCCCCGCGGGCUUGGCUGACGCUCAGCACAGCGUCUCUGGGCCUGGUGUGUGGGCUGCUAGCCGCACUGCCUCCCAGCCAAACUGACCAGGACGGGCUGCCCGCCACCGUGAUGGGACUGUUACUGCUGCUGAACCUUGGUGCGGCUGUGCAGGACGUGGCCCUGGACACACUGGCUGUCCAGCUCCUGGACCCAGCCGAACUGGGACCCGGCAACACCGUGCAGGUGGUUGCUUACAAGCUGGGGGCAGCGCUGGCUGGGGGUGGGCUACUCGUCCUCUUGCCCACCCUCUCUUGGCCACGACUCUUUCUGCUCCUGGCUGCCACCUACUGGUUGGCCGCUGCCCUAGCCUGGACCGCACCAGCGCUGCAACGGAUGCCUUGGUCUCCGCCCUCAGAGCACACCCCAGGCACGCCACACCUGCAGGAUUUGCUGGCUGCUCCUGGGACCCUGUGGACAGCAGGUUUUGUGCUCACCUACAAGCUGGGUGAGCAGGGUGCCGGCAGCCUGUUUCCACUCCUCCUGCUGGACCAUGGUGCUUCUGCCCCAGAGCUGGGGCUGUGGAAUGGCUUGGGGGCUGUGGCCUGCUCUGUCACUGGCUCCUCCUUGGGUGGAGCCCUACUGGCCAGGCACUGGCAGCCACUCCCGCUGUUGAGGUCAGUGUUUGGGCUCCGCCUUGGGGGCUUGGCCUGCCAGACUGCUCUGCUCCUCCACCUGGACACCCCAGGGGCCAGCGUGGGCCCUGGCACGCUCCUGAGAGGAGCAGCCUUGCUGAGCCUGUGUCUGCAGCACUUCCUGGGGGGCCUGGUCACCACUGCCACCUUCACUGUGAUGAUGCAUUGCAGCCAGCUGGCACCCAGGGCCCUGCAGGCAACACACUAUAGCCUCCUGGCCACUCUGGAGCUGCUGGGCAAGCUGCUGAUGGGUGCCCUGGCUGGAGUGCUGGCUGAUAGCUUGGGACCACGUCCCUGCUUCACUCUCUUCCUCAUUCUCGCAGCCCUGCCCCUUCUGGACCUUGGCCUGGCACCCAGCACCUUGGCUUGAACUGGGUGGUAGGACUGUCAAUAAAGCCGAGUGUGCCUUUGA
Sciurus carolinensis (gray squirrel) is the source of this 1532-nucleotide messenger RNA. It is a transcript of the gene Slc33a2, whose product is annotated as major facilitator superfamily domain containing 3. The transcript is spliced from 5 exons. NCBI's taxonomy places the organism in Eukaryota, Metazoa, Chordata, Mammalia, Rodentia, Sciuridae. The coding region runs from base 255 to 1490 and encodes 411 amino acids. The record is from RefSeq and is a predicted model, not a curated record. Gene Ontology annotation, biological process: transmembrane transport. Gene Ontology annotation, molecular function: transmembrane transporter activity. Gene Ontology annotation, cellular component: membrane.